This is a messenger RNA of Nomascus leucogenys (northern white-cheeked gibbon), 2004 nucleotides long. RefSeq names its product carboxyl ester lipase (gene CEL). Gene Ontology annotation, molecular function: signaling receptor activity; sterol ester esterase activity; triacylglycerol lipase activity. NCBI's taxonomy places the organism in Eukaryota, Metazoa, Chordata, Mammalia, Primates, Hylobatidae. The record is from RefSeq and is a predicted model, not a curated record. Gene Ontology annotation, cellular component: postsynaptic specialization membrane; cell surface; synapse. Gene Ontology annotation, biological process: presynaptic membrane assembly; neuron cell-cell adhesion; synaptic vesicle endocytosis.
AUGGAGACAUGGAGACAAAGUAUGCCCUUUUCUCUGACAGUGACACCAAGCCCUGUGAACAAACCAGAAGGCAGGGCACUGUGCACCCUGCCGGGCCCCGCCACCCCCCUUACCACCCGCCACCUUGCCACCUGCCUCUUCUCCCAGCUGGGCGCCGUGUACACAGAAGGUGGGUUCGUGGAAGGCAUCAAUAAGAAGCUCGGCCUCCUGGGUGACUCUGUGGACAUCUUCAAGGGCAUCCCUUUCGCGGCUCCCACCAAGGCCCUGGAAAAUCCUCAGCCACACCCCGGCUGGCAAGGGACCCUGAAGGCCAAGAACUUCGAGAAGAGAUGCCUGCAGGCCACCAUCACCCAGGACAGCACCUACGGGGAUGAAGACUGCCUGUACCUCAACAUCUGGGUGCCCCAGGACAGGAAGCAAGUCUCCCGGGACCUGCCCGUUAUGAUCUGGAUCUAUGGAGGCGCCUUCCUCAUGGGGUCCGGCCACGGGGCCAACUUCCUCAACAACUACCUGUAUGACGGCGAGGAGAUCGCCACACGCGGAAACGUCAUCGUGGUCACCUUCAACUACCGUGUCGGCCCCCUUGGGUUCCUCAGCACUGGGGACGCCAACCUGCCAGGUAACUAUGGCCUUCGGGAUCAGCACAUGGCCAUUGCUUGGGUGAAGAGGAAUAUCGCGGCCUUCGGGGGGGACCCCAACAACAUCACGCUCUUUGGGGAGUCUGCUGGAGGUGCCAGUGUCUCUCUGCAGACCCUCUCCCCCUACAACAAGGGCCUCAUCCGGCGAGCCAUCAGCCAGAGCGGCGUGGCCCUGAGUCCCUGGGUCAUCCAGAAGAACCCACUCUUCUGGGCCAAAAAGGUGGCUGAGAAGGUGGGUUGCCCUGUGGAUGAUACCGCCAGGAUGGCCCAGUGUCUGAAGAUUACUGAUCCCCGAGCCCUGAUGCUGGCCUAUAAGGUGCCGCUGACAGGCCUGGAGUACCCCAUGCUGCACUAUGCGGGCUUCAUCCCUGUCAUUGAUGGAGACUUCAUCCCCGAUGACCCCAUCAACCUGUACGCCAACGCCGCCGACAUCGACUAUAUAGCAGGCACCAACAACAUGGACGGCCACAUCUUCGCCAGCAUCGACAUGCCUGCCAUCAACAAGGACAAGAAGGAAGUCACGGAGGAGGACUUCUACAAGCUGGUCAGUGGGUUCACAACCACCAAGGGGUUCAGAGGUGCCAAGACUACCUUUGAUGUCUACACUGAGUCCUGGGCCCAGGACCCGUCCCAGGAGAAUAAGAAGAAGAGUGUGGUGGACUUUGAGACCGAUGUCCUCUUCCUGAUGCCCACCGAGACUGCCCUAGCCCAGCACAGAGCUAACGCCAAGAGUGCCAAGACCUACACCUACCUGUUUUCCCAUCCAUCUCGGAUGCCCGUCUACCCCAAAUGGGUGGGGGCCGACCAUGCAGAUGACAUUCAGUACGUUUUCGGGAAGCCCUUCGCCACCCCCACAGGCUACCGGCCCCAAGACAGGACAGUCUCUAAGGCCAUGAUCGCCUACUGGACCAACUUUGCCAAAACAGGGGACCCCAACAUGGGCCACUCGGCUGUGCCCACACACUGGGAACCCUACACUACGGAAAACGGCAGCUACCUGGAGAUCACCAAGAAGAUGGACAGCAGCUCCAUGAAGCGGAGCCUGAGAAUCAACUUCCUGCGCUACUGGGCCCUCACCUAUCUGGCGCUGCCCACAGUGACCGACCAGGAGGCCACCCCCGUGCCCCCCACGGGUGACUCCGGGGCCGCCCCCGUGCCCCCCACGGGUGACUCCGGGGCCGCCCCCGUGCCCCCCACGGGUGACUCCGGGGCCCCCCCGUGCCCCCCACGGGUGACUCCGGGGCCCCCCCCGUGCCCCCCACGGGUGACUCCGGGGCCGCCCCCGUGCCCCCCACGGGUGACUCCGGGGCCCCCCCCGUGCCCCCCACGGGUGACUCCGGGCCGCCCCCGUGCCCCCCACGGGUGA